Molecule: messenger RNA, 2327 nt
Organism: Rhinichthys klamathensis goyatoka
Lineage: Eukaryota; Metazoa; Chordata; Actinopteri; Cypriniformes; Leuciscidae
Gene: hsd17b4
Product: hydroxysteroid (17-beta) dehydrogenase 4
Exons: 25
Coding region: 121-2316 (731 amino acids)
Molecular function (GO): oxidoreductase activity
Source: RefSeq, a predicted model, not a curated record
CGUCAGCGCUCCGGAAGUAGGGCAAAAGUCACGGCGGAGUGUUUCACAGCAGAUCCGAAGACUUUCACACUGAUCGCUCCCGAGAAACAUCAUCAUCAUAAACAGAAAUAUCAUCUAAACAUGUCUGUGCCUUUGUCUUUCGACGGUCGAGUGGUGCUGGUGACGGGUGCCGGCGGAGGUCUGGGGAGGGAAUAUGCGCUGGCGUUCGGGAAGAGAGGAGCCGCUGUCAUCGUCAAUGAUCUGGGAGGAGAUAUUAAAGGAGGAGGCAGGAGUUCUGCGGCUGCGGAUCGAGUUGUGGAGGAGAUCAGAGCUAACGGAGGGAAAGCCGUGGCCAACUACGAUUCAGUGGAGGACGGAGAGAAGCUCAUACAGACGGCGCUGGAUGCGUUCGGACGAAUAGAUGUCGUGGUGAAUAACGCUGGGAUCCUGCGGGACCGAUCUUUCGCCCGGACCAGUGACACGGACUGGGACCUGAUUCACCGUGUGCAUCUGAGAGGCUCGUUCAUCGUCACGAGAGCCGCCUGGAACCACAUGAAGAACCAGAAGUUUGGGAGGAUCAUCAUGACGUCGUCCGCGGCCGGAAUCUACGGGAACUUCGGGCAGGCGAACUACAGCGCGGCGAAGCUGGGUCUGCUGGGUCUGUCCAACACACUGGCCAUCGAAGGCCAGAAGUACAACGUCCACUGCAACACGGUGGCGCCGACCGCAGGAUCCCGGCUCACCGAGACCGUCAUGCCUCCAGAUCUGCUGGAGUCGCUGAAGGCCGAGUACGUGGCGCCGCUGGUGCUCUGGUUGAGUCACGAGUCGUGUCGGGAGAACGGAGGCCUGUUCGAGGUCGGCGCCGGCUGGAUCGGGAAAUUGCGCUGGGAGAGGACUCUGGGUCGAACGGUGCGUCAGAAGAGCGAGAUCAUGACGCCGGAGGCUGUGAGAGACUCUUGGAACGAGAUCUGUGACUUUACUGAUGCCACUAAACCCGCCAGCAUUCAGGAGUCUCUGCAGACGCUGGUGGAGGUUCUGUCUAAACUGGAUUCUGGACGAGGAAUCGGAACCAAUCCGACCGGAGCCGCAGCGACAAACCCUUCGGAGGCCGUGGGGCACACUCUUCCGGAGAUCAGCUUCUCCUACACACACAUGAACUGUAUCCUGUACGCGCUGGGAGUGGGAAUGUCCACCGGAGACCCGGAUCACCUGCGGUUCCUGUACGAGGGAUCCCAGGACUUCUGCUGUUUGCCCACAUUCAGUGUGAUCGCGGCUCAGAGCGCCAUAACCGGCCUCAGCAGCGCCCCGGGCCUCCAGAUCGACUUCAGCAGGCUGCUGCACGGAGAGCAAUAUCUGGAGGUGUUCAAACCGCUGCCCACAUCAGGGACGCUGACGUCACGGGCCGUGGUCGCAGAUGUUCUGGAUAAAGGGUCCGGGAUGAUCGUCCUCCUCGACGUUCAUACGUACAGUGGUGGAGAGCUGGUGUGUUAUAAUCAGUUCUCGUUGUUCGUGGUCGGCGCUGGAGGGUUCGGUGGGAAGAGGACGUCCCAGAAGGCCGUGGUCACGGCUCCUCUUCCGGACAGACCCGCUGACGCCGUGAUCGUGGAGCAAACGUCUCGAGAUCAGGCGGCGCUGUACCGGCUGAGCGGAGACUGGAACCCGCUGCACAUCGACCCCAGCUUCGCCGCUCUGGGAGGAUUCGAGUCUCCGAUCCUUCACGGCUUGUGUUCGUUCGGUUUCGCCGCUCGUCACGUUCUCAAGCGUUACGCCGGAAAUGAUGUUUCCAGAUUCAAGUCCAUCAAGGUGCGUUUCGUGAAGCCGGUGUUCCCGGGACAGGCCCUGCAGACGGAGAUGUGGAAGCAGGAGAACAGGAUCCACAUCCAGUGUACGGUCAAGGAAACGGGAGCCGUGGUUCUGGCGGGAGCGUACAUAGAUUUACACGCAUCGGCGGAGGCGUCAGUCAGCGCCGGGACGCCACAGACUGAUGUUCUGCAGAGCGACCUGGUGUUCGCUGAGAUCGAGCGCAGGGUCAAAGGUCAAGGUCAGGAGCUGGUGAAGAAGGUCAACGCGGUUCUGGCCUGGGAGAUCAUGAAGGACGGCGAGAGCGCCAGACACUGGACGCUGGAUCUGAAGACGGGUCGCGGCGCUCUGACCCGAGGGGUCGCCAGAGGUCAAGCUGACGUGACCUUCACUGUGGCGGACCAGGACUUCAUGGACGUGGUGACGGGGAAACUGAACCCACAGAAGGCCUUCUUCUCUGGGAAACUGAAGGUCAAAGGGAACAUAAUGCUGAGCCAGAAGCUGGAGGCCGUUCUGAAGGACUACGCCAAACUCUGAGAUCAUCGCCA